UUUUUUGAGAAUUCGUCCCGUGGAUUAAGACCCCAUCCCUCGAUACCGCUUAGUUUUGUACGCCAGACAUAUCCCCGAAUAUUUUUAAGCCAUAAGUCUGGGUGUAUUUCUUUUCUUUAACCGUACAUUUUGAAAACAUUUCUGGGGCACAAGCUGAAGCCGUAUCGAAACCCUAACCGAGAUUUAAAUGACGUAAAGUCUCAUCCGGGAAUUUCGUACGAAUCCAAGAUGGCGCCGGUCGGCGAAAAAAGUGGAGCCCGAUCAUCAGGCAUGGAAAACGGCGAAGACGAGCUGCAGAAUUUAUGGUCGUCAAUUUUAGGUGAGGUUUCGUCUCAUUCUGGUUCGAAGUUGCCGUCAUGCAAAAACAUCCUGGUUCUCGGUGAAGAUGAAUGUGGGAAGACAACUCUUAUAUCAAGGCUUCAGGGUGCAGAUGAUCCCAAGAAAGGUCAUGGGUUGGAGUAUUUAUAUCUGGACGUCCAGGAUGAAGAUCAAGAUGACAGUACACGGUGCGGCGUGUGGAUCUUGGGUGGGGAGGACGAGCACUCGGAGCUUCUCAAGUUUGCGCUGACCCCGGCCAGCCUGAGCCACAGCCUGGCCAUCCUGAUGGUGGACAUGUCCAAGCCCUGGUCAAUCCUGGAUAUGCUGAACAAGUGGGCGGGGCUGCUUCGACGACACAUAGACACGCUGAGGAUGCCGCCUGAGAGACUACGGGAACUGGAGGAGAGAUUGGUGCAACAAUUCCAAGAGUAUGUUGAACCGGAAGAGGGGGAGGACCCAAAGUCACCCAGGAGAACAACGGCUCCUGGCACCGUGGGUGGGGAAGAUGAGAAGAUCCUGCUUCCAUUAGGAGAAACCACACUCACACAUAACCUGGGAAUACCGAUGGUGGUUGUUGUUACAAAGUCAGAUGCAAUCUCUAGUUUGGAAAAGGAGCAUGACUUUAAGAUGGAACAUCUAGACUUCAUCCAACAACAUAUCAGAAAGUUCUGCCUGAAUUAUGGUGCAGCAUUAUUCUAUACAUCGGUAAAGGAGGGCAAGAACUGUGAUCUACUUUACAAAUACCUGCUGCACAGGAUAUAUAGCUUUCCCUUCCACAAGCCAGCACUAGUCGUAGAGAAGGACGCCUUGUUUGUGCCUUCUGGUUGGGAUAAUCUUCAGAAGAUAGGCAUUCUUUAUGAAAAUAUGCCCAAUAUAAACCCUGAAGAACCGUUUGGGGAAGUCAUAGAAAAACCAGCUAUCAGAAAGCCAUUACAAGACAGUAAAGAAGUAACAGCUGAAGAUGAACAGGUCUUCCUGAUGAAACAGCAAGCCAUGUUGAGCAAGAACAUCCCUCCAGCCAAGCAGCAGCAGGAAUCUCCACAGAGACCGAUGGGCAUGAGGACGCCAGAAAGGAAAGCUAACGUAGCCAGUGUCUCACCCAUCACAGCAUCAGGAAAAGCAAAGAUGGAGCCGGGCAAGCCAGGGGCCACCAACGAGGGAGUGUUAGCGAAUUUCUUCAACAGUUUACUCAGUAAGAAAACAGGGGCAGGUUCACCAGGGUCACCGGCAAGUCCGAAACCAGGAGACAAAUCAGUACGCAGCGAUGCAGCAGCGGAGUUAGACCGCAUGACAAGGGGGCGCAAGUCUGUACCCGGUCAAAACUCAACUGGCGCAUCCUAGCAAGGUGAUGUCUGGGUACCAGGGAACAGUAAUACCAGUGACGGCAGAACUAUCAGUGUAAAUGUACAUGAAACCUUUUAAAGAAAAUUCCGCAAAUGGACGUCGCUCUUUAAUUGCAGAUUGAAAAGUAAAUUCUGGUGCCAGUCUCUCGAGGUAUGUGCGAAAAAGCUUGCCAUUAUGUGGAGUAAGAAAAUCAAUUUUGGGGUAGUUUCAUGGGACGUAAAUAUGUGUCGCAGUUUGGCACUUGAUGAUGUAAUGAAUAAAAUACUGAAUAAGGUGACUUUAGGGAACACCACAGGCUCCUCAUAAGGCUGUGAUAGAGUGAUGCAUGGUUGCAUAUGUAUUAUACACAACAAAUCCGGAGCUGAAGUAACUGCUGUCUGUCGCUAACUCAUGCGAGGGCUCCACUUGGCAUGCCAAAUUUCACAGGAUCAAGAAACGGCAUUGUUCCUGCUCCCAAUAGGUCAAAACUGUAUUACAAGGCAAUGAUGCUCUUUGAGGCCAUAUCACUGCUUGUGCAUGAACUUGUUCCCUUGUUUAAGGCGCAAAAUUCAUGAGCAGUUUCCUCCUGAAAGUGCACCAAGUUCCAUGGGCAGUGAUUUGCUGCCUCUCUCUUUGUCACAAGAGAGGGAGGUGUUGUGCAACGGCUUCAUACACCCUGCCGAAUCCAACAAGACCUGACAGCAAGAGCCAAAUAGGUCUCAUGAACUUGUCAACAAAAUGCAACGGUACUUCCCUGCUGCAGGACACUUUUGCAUUCAGCAGCAUUAUUAACUACACGCACUUGUAGCACAUUAGUGUAUGUCACUUUAUUCUGCUCUAUAUUCAGGUGCUUGUCAGCUGAAUGUCAUAUUCCUCAUUUAAUAGACUUUUAGACAUUUCUCAAAGAACCUGACUCAUUUAAAACAAUGCUCAUGAAAGUACCCUUUAACCUGAUCCAAAUAGUUUCCCUGUUUUGCUCUGCACUAAUAGCUUCAUUACAAAACAUUUACAUUUUUAAGACCGAAAUCUCUGCUUGGCUCCAUUUUUUUUAUACAAAACAACUAAUGAGGUUAACCAUUCUGUUUCUAUUUGUACAACUUGUCUUUUUUGUCCAAUGCAGAACAAAGUUUGUAUUAGUAUUUAAGAUUGUUUCAAUGGAUGGAAUUGUUAAUGGCUGCUUCAAUUCCAUGAUAAGCUGAGGUAACAGUUAUGAACUAGUGGGUUUUUAGGGACAUUUGGUAAAAGUGUGGCAGCAGUAAUGUGUGCAUUCCUAGGGCUUCAUUAGUGGCUUCAAAUUUGCAUAGCUGUCAAGUCCUUUUUUUUAUUCAAAUAAAAUUCACUUUACAUUAACAUUCAUUGUUUAUUUUGAAUCGCAACAAUUUCGACCAUUUUUGUAAGGUAAUAAGGUUAGGUGAAGUUUUCCAUUGACAUAAUGAGAGUUCACUUUUAAUUAAUGCGGCAUAAUUUGCUACCUCUAUAAAAGAUUUUUUUUUUUCUUACAUUGAAAUAAAUUUGAAGUUUCUUCAGUGGGCUGCUUCUCUCUAGGUUGAAUAUUUUUGGCAACUUGCUUGUGACAAUCGAAGCUUCAAAGCAAAUAUCAAGUUAGUUGCACUGUCAGAUUGACUGCAUGUUGCAGGCACAUACUGGGGGGAAUUUCUACGUUUUCAAAUUAAGAUUUGGUGUGGUCAUUUUCACAUUGGCAAGACAAGGAGGAAGACCUCAGUUCAUACAUGUAUGUAGUCUCUGUAGAGAUUCUGGUAAGCAGGGAAAAAGUACAAGUUGCAGACAGUCAGUGAUUGUCUGUGAUGUUUUCAGUUUGGAGCCACAGUCUGUUGCAGUUACUACAAAUGUAAGCACUAUAAGUGCAUCCAUGUUAAUACUUAUUCAAUCAUUUUCAUUUUCUCCAGAUACCGGGGUCAUUGUGCUUAAAAGAGGGCUUUUUUUAUUAGAAAUCGGAAUCUGAAAUGGGCCAGUUAAUGUUCCUGGCAUCACAGACUAUUUCAUAGUACAGUAGUUAGUAUGUACAGUUCAUAUCACUCUUUAAUGAUGUCUUUUUCCCCCGCAGCAAGAAUUACUUACGGUAAAAGGGAACUUCAGCUACUUUGUCUUGUCAGUAGGGAGAUGGGAUUUUUCUUCUGGAACUCCAGUUGAGUCAUUCCUGUCCCAUUGUAGAUUAAUGAAUGUCUGUAUGCGUCAGUGUGUUUCAGAUAGCCCUGUCGCAUGUAUGAGUUUGCAUCAGAAAACAUGCGAAUUUGUUUUGCCAUUAUUUGUACCCUUGGUUGUCUUUUCUACAAAUCUAGAUUUUUUUUUAAUGGAUCUGGAACUGGUCAGAGUACUAAUCCUGGCAUGUUAGUAAAGUGAAGCAAUCAACAAGGCCAGUUGCAUAUUUAUGUACACAUAAGGUAUUUAUAAAAACCGCUACAAGAUUUAUGUGGUAACAAGUGAAAAGAAACCUCCUCAUAUCCACGUUUACAGCCCAUACUUGUGAACAUCUCUUAUGUCUCGCGUAUCAGUAGAUAUUCAGAGGACUGCAGCGAAACAUUGUCCCAGAAAGCAGCUUGAAGCACACUUAGGAAAGAGAUUUCAACUUGAAGUUCAAAGAAACCCCCACCUCCCCCUCCUAAAGUCUGAUAAUUGUCAUGUUGUUGUCACAUUAUUAAUAUACUGAUGAAAAUAAAGGAGUAUAAACAGAGCCUUUAAUGAACAAGCCUCUUGUUACUUCUGCUCUAAACAUGUCAUGACCGAUCCCAAGAUCUGUCAGGAAGUUAGUACUCCGUAAUGAUUGACACAUGAUGUCGGCUCUGCCAGAAAGUAAAUCGACCCGUUUUUUUGUGAGCAAUGGCUUGUGUAGUCAUUUUGCCAUUACUGGGGGUUUCUAAAGCUGUGAAUGAAGGCAAGAUUUGGAAAAUAGCUGCACGGAUGUGUUCUUUGAGGGAAAACAAGAAAAGUGUGAUAGCUAGUGUGUUAAUGGCAAAAACACAAUGUAGCUUUUUUAAAUGCAGUCUUCGUAAAAAGCGGGGAAAAACCUGGAAGUGUUAGAGCACAUUUUAGGGGAAUUCUCAGUGUUUAUGCAUUUUUUUAAAUAAUUUUGAUUUUUGUUAAGUAUAUCAAGUUGAACUGAUAAAAUCCCAAUUUUAAAUGCUUGCUGCUUAAUCAUAUAAAAACAGUGUAUAAUGUGCAAUUUAUGACAAAAAAAAACCGGAAUUGCAAACUUUGGAGCUAUGACCAAAGUGGCAUGGUGUUCUUCAAGUCAAUGAAGCAAGCAUGCAGUUUUUUAAAAAAAGUAUUUUUGGAAAUUCAAAACCUGUUUUGUGCUGUAAAGGGACUACAUGUAGAAUAGGGCAAAGGAAGAAAUUUUGGGGUUGGUUUAUUGAAAUGAUUAAUUGUAACAAUAUGGAAUGAUUAAUCCAAUGCCCUAGCCCCCAAGUCCUUUGGCAUUUUGUGGCAAGGAAGCUUUUCAACUCCACCAAAAUCUGACACUGUCCAGUUCAUUACUUGCAGCUUUAACCUCGCCUACUCACGGAAUUGUGACAAUGGGACAACUGCAGUCAGAAGUAAUGCCAAGGUGGCUUAUUGGCCAAUGGGUGAUCCGAAUCAGUACAAUGAGCAUGACAAAAUCUCUGACGAACCAGACAGUGAUCAAUUUUUUUUAUUUUUUUGGUACAAAACAGAGCGAGUCUAGGGCUUUGGAGAGAUUGGGGAGGUUAGUGGUGUGAAUGGAAGGAUGCCGUUAGACGUAAUGCUUGUUAUAUUGUUCAACUGUGUAUAUAUAUCUGUAUAUGUCCUCAUGUAUUUGUAGGUGUAGUAUAUAAUUGUAGCAGCAGAUGUUACCAUUCAAUUAUAAUCGGGGCUGAAAGCUCCGAUUUCUGUAAUGACUUCACUAAUUAAAAUGCAGAAUGUAGAAUGGAAAGAAAAAACAAUUUGUUUAUAAAUCUACAGAUUUGGGUUUUAUUUUUCCAAAUUUUUUUUUCUCAGUUUUCUUGAAAAUGUUUGUUUUUCAAGGCACAUGAAGAAAUAAAUUAUGUAAUGCGAUGCAUGCCACA
This is a messenger RNA of Acanthaster planci (crown-of-thorns starfish), 5684 nucleotides long. Its product is annotated as cytoplasmic dynein 1 light intermediate chain 2-like. Gene Ontology annotation, molecular function: dynein heavy chain binding. Lineage: Eukaryota; Metazoa; Echinodermata; Asteroidea; Valvatida; Acanthasteridae. The record is from RefSeq and is a predicted model, not a curated record. Gene Ontology annotation, cellular component: centrosome; cytoplasmic dynein complex. Gene Ontology annotation, biological process: microtubule-based movement; microtubule cytoskeleton organization.